CUCUAUAAAUUUCAUUGGCUGCAGCCAUGCGAAACCCUAGAACUCGAUCUCCAUGGCCCUCGACGCCGACAUUAAGACGGUGCUCUGGACCGAGGCCGACAUUGCCACCCGCGUCGCUGAGCUCGCUUCCCAGAUCUCCGAUGACUUCCUUGGCUCGUCAUCCUCUCUAGUCGCCGUCGGCGUUGCCACUGGGGCGUUCCUCUUCCUUGCCGAUGUUGUGAGACGGAUCAAACUUCCUAUUGAGGUUGAUUUCAUACGAGCUGAGUCAUAUGGGGCUGGGACUGAGUCUAGUGGCGCUCUGAGAAUCUCUUGUGAUCUCAAGAUCGAUGUCGCCGGGAAGCACGUUAUUUUGGUUGAGGACAUUGUAGACACAGGAAAUACUCUUUUGUGCCUCAUUGCUCACUUGGAGUCUAAAGGGGCUUCCUCUGUAUCUGUUUGUGCUUUGCUUAAUAAAGCUGCAAGAAGGAAAGUUGAACUAAAGCUGGUUGGAGAAGGAAAGUUUUACUGUGGGUUUGAGUGCCCGGAUUACUUUGUCGUAGGUUAUGGCAUGGAUUUUGCUGAACUUUACAGGAACUUGCCUUAUGUUGGUGUGCUUAAGCCUGAAAUGUAUAAGUGAAUGUUCUUUUGUUCACACGGCUUCUAACUUCAGAAUACCAUUAUUUUAUCCAAUGACAAAUGUAUAAGCGAAUUUACUUUAGGCCUGCUCAAACCUGAACUGUGUUAAGUGCAUGUACUUUUGUUCAUGUGGGUUCUAACUUUGGAAUUCCAUUGUUUUAUCCAGUGAUAUAUCUUAGUACAAAUUAUGAAAUAUAUGUAGAUUAUGGAUCUAUAUUAAUCUCUUUAAUUUGAUUUUCA
Molecule: messenger RNA, 855 nt
Organism: Dioscorea cayenensis subsp. rotundata (Guinea yam)
Lineage: Eukaryota; Viridiplantae; Streptophyta; Magnoliopsida; Dioscoreales; Dioscoreaceae
Product: hypoxanthine-guanine phosphoribosyltransferase
Exons: 3
Coding region: 53-616 (187 amino acids)
Biological process (GO): purine ribonucleoside salvage; guanine salvage; GMP salvage
Molecular function (GO): magnesium ion binding; hypoxanthine phosphoribosyltransferase activity
Source: RefSeq, a predicted model, not a curated record